Messenger RNA from Chironomus riparius, 7926 nucleotides. The record is from the annotation of a GenBank genome assembly. NCBI's taxonomy places the organism in Eukaryota, Metazoa, Arthropoda, Insecta, Diptera, Chironomidae.
AUGUGGAAAAAUCUAAAUGAAGUUUCAACAAUUAAAGCUUUAAAUCGCUUACAAUCAGCUUUAAAAAAUACCGGAUCAAACGAGAGUAUAAUGAAAAUAUAUGUGAAAAUAUCUUCACAGUUUGAUAACAAUUUAAAUGCCACAAGCUUUAUAAAUCAUUUAAGAGCUGAUAAACCAACGAUAAUCGUCUUUGAGUUUAACACAACGGACACCAAAAUAUUUUGGCGACAAUCAGGCAAAGAGUUGUACGUUCUUAAAAUACAAGAUGAUGUCAAUGGAAAUUUAUCAUUAUUUUGCGCCAAUUUUAUCGCUGAUGAAAUCAAAAGUGGAUAUUCAGGCAUACUACCAGGAUGGGAUAAAAGUGUUAACAUUGAAAUUCGAAGCUUAGGAAACCAAAAGCAUCAAAACAUAAUCAUUAGAGCUGUUAAAGAUGGCCAAUCAGAAAUUGUAAGCCUAUUAGUUAAGCAAGCCAUUGACAUUGAUUAUAAAGAUGAGGACAAGUUAAGUGCUAUGGAUCAUGCAUGGAAAGACUUCAUAAACAUUACAAAUGAUUCAGUUAAAUAUGCAGAAUACAACAAAAUAGUCUUAUCACUUCUUAAUGCUAACUCUAAAUAUCCAGAAGACAAAAGCUGUUUAACAUUAAAAUAUUAUUCAACUGAAAUUAAAAAGUUUGUGGAUGAUCAUCGAAAGCUGCACGACCAGUUAGAAAACCAUGAAAUAAAAGAAAUGAAAAGUGAACUUUCUAAUAUGUCUGGUAAUUUAUGUCACUUUUAUGACAUCAACAAUGUAUCACUGAUGAAUCAUGCUGUGCAGAAUUACAACAUUGAAGUCUACAAACUACUUUCAUCACUUGGCAUUACUUUAGGAAGUCAUGAAGAUCCAGAUGAAGUUUUUAUAAAAAUAAAAAGUUUAAAAAAGGAAGAAAAAAGAAAAGAAAUUACUUCUAUAAAUGAGAACAACGCACUAGACCUGCUCAACAUUCACAUAAACACGAUCAUAUCAAAGGUAAAAGUCAUCAAUAAUUGUGGAAAUCAGCAUCGUCACAGAACAAAGGACAUCAUGGAUGCACUAAUUCAUAUUGACAGCAAUGAAUCCUGUUCAAAGGUACUUAAAGUUAUUGCAGCCUGCAAAAAUUUAACUAUUUAUGUAGAUUUUAAAUAUGAAGCUGUUAAUUUCAUUGACAUAAGUUACUCUAAAGAAACAUUAGGUCUAACAACUAAAUUUGGAACCAUAAAAAUUGGUGCAAAAUGCUUACUUGAUGAGUCAAAAAAAAAUAAAUUCAUGGGCGUAUUAAUUCAUGAGUUUUGUCACUUAGCCUUUCUUAUGACAUUCUUGAAUAACUUUAAACCAUACGCAAUUGGCGAUGAAGAUACAAAAAAUCUCUUUGAAGAUGCAUUUAAAGAAUGCUUUCAAAAUCGACAUAUUGAGGUUCUAAUUGAUGUCGCUUUUGAUUAUGAAGAGUCCCACCAACACGAUGAGGUAAUUGUAAGUGUGCUGCAUAUGGUAAUGGCUUACCAUGCCAUCCUUGAACCAGAUGGAACCAGUAAAAUUGACAAAAUCAAAGGAACAUUUAAAAAAUUGUUUACUUACUUUGAUGAAAUUGUUGGACCGGCUUUAGAUAAUGUGUUGGAUAGCCUGAAAAUUUUACAAAAUGGCGAGCUAGAUAUAACAUAUGAAGACUUGACGCAGUCACAUAAAAAUCGAAUUAAACAUAAUAUAAUCGAUUUUCAAGGUGCAGACACAACAUUUUUUGACGUAUUAGGUGAAGAUGAGGAAAUUUACAAACUCUUUACAAAAAAAGAACUUAGAGAAUACUUGCUGACAGUUAAAACAACAACUUUUAAAGACAUCGAAAUAAAAACUAAAUUUGCAAAUAUCGAAAGGCAGUUUAUUGAUGAGAAUGCUACAAAUCAGUGCGCUAGUGAAGGAUUCUCAAGAAUCAAAGAGGAUCUAGAAGAUCACAGUGUAUUUUUACUAAUUGAUAGAGCUGGUGCUGGGAAAACAGAAGCUUUUAUUGACUUAUCAAAAAGGUUAAAAGAUGAGCAUAAGAAUUUUUUGGUUCACGUAAUUGACAUGAAAAAUGAGCAUGUAAAAGUGACUUUCACAAAAUGGACACUUAAAAUUAAUCAUAACGAUCAACAUUUGGAUACAGAAGCCAUAGAGAAAAUAUUUUUGGACAUUUUGAACCUAAAAAGCAAGUUCGAGAAGCAAAUUUUCCAUAAAUUAUUCAACAUGAACAAAGUUAUUUUUCUAUUUGAUGGCAUCGACAAGUUGCAAGCUGAUACAAUUGAUUUAGUCUUACAAAUCAUAAUCCUAUUAAGAGAUAAAACACCUUACGUAGAUGAGACAACAGUCUACAAACCUAAAGUCUUAAUUUCAUCAUGUCCAACAACAUUAAUCAAAAGCAAACAGUUAUGUCCGAAAAUUUGUCAAAAAUCAUACAAGUUAAUGCAAUUUUCACCAAGUGAGAGGAUUUCUUACAUCUACGAUUUCAUAGCUAAUAGAAAUCAAAGUGAAAGGGUUGAGGAAAUGGUUUGGUAUGUUUGGUUUUUCAAUCAGGUUGAUAAUGACAAUAAUCAUCAAUUUACUAAUUUAUCAUUGAUUAAAACAUUGACGAAGCAACACAUCAACCAAGAUGUCAACUUAAAUCCAAAACUCUGUAACCUGUUCUAUAUAUUUAAUGAUUUGUAUAAAUUUGAAAAUAUAACCUUAAGAUGCAACACAUUUAGAAGUUUCAACUUGCAUAAAAUCCAUCAAGUUUAUGCAUUGCCCGCAUUAAUUGGAAAAAAUGAAAAUUUUCUACUAGCAAAAUCUUGGGAUAAAGAAAAACGUCACUGGAAGUCACAAGAAUUUGAAGAAUACGGCUACUUGUAUGUCAACAUAGAGGAUUCCGCUGAAACAAAUAGUUCGGACUUUGUACAUCCAUCAUGUGCUGAGUAUUUUUUAACAGUUUUCCUAUUCAAUCGACUUUUUGCAGAAAAUCAUGAAUUAAAAACAGCAGCUUUUAAAAGUGCUGUCGAAUUCCUAAGGAUAAUUGGUAAGUCUGCAGAAAAAUACAAAAUAGUUCACAAAUUGUUAUUUUCUUAUAUUAAGAUUAAAAAUGAUUUGACAUUCUUUGAAGAAGCUAAAAAUCAAUUAAUUGAAAUUAUUGAUGACAUUAGACAAGACAUUUUAAGCGCUCCUAACUUGGUAGAUUCAUUAAAGUUCUGGUCUUUGUUGCUUAGUAAGGAUACUGAGCUUUUACAUAAAUUAUGGCUGCUUGAUGAGGAAGAAAAUUUGCUUAAAACUGUCAUUAUUCGUGAUCAUAAGAAUGUUGUGAAUUUUUUUGAAAUUAUAAAAAUUGUAAGCAACUCUUUUGGGGAUAAUUGGCAUCCAGCCUUGCUUAAAAAUUUCGCGACUAAUGAGAAUCCAGUUAAUGGACUUACAGCAAGUAAUUGUGGAAGUUUUAAUAUAAAUCUAAAAGUUUUCAUUGAGUUUGUGUUUGAAAAGUUUGAAAAUAAGGAAAUUCAAGCUGUUUUAACUAAGUUUCUCACUAAUUCGGAUAUUGUAAAGCAUAUUAAUCUAGGCAAUAUUCAAACUUGUCUGACUAAAUGUCGCGAAAUUUUUAACGGCAAAGAAGAAUUUUUUGUUUUAAUUUUCUCAAAAAUUCUUCACUUCACAAACGAUUCAAACAUUCUGCAAUAUUACGGGAAUAAUUUUGAAGAUACUUUACAGAACAAUAAGAAAUCUAUUGAGGAUGUCCUUUUCUCAAAAAUGUUUAUCAGACCGCUCAUAAUGACCAGCAUGUCACACAGCUGCGACACAUUUCACGUCUUUAAAAAUUUGUACAUUAAAUUUGAUAAAUCGAACACGAAUGUUCAAAAUUAUUUUAAUGAAAAUGGAAACAUCCUUAAAGUCUUCUUUUUGAUGACAGAACAUAACUAUAUGGAUGUCAUUGAAUACCUUAAAAGCAUUUUUGCCUCAAAUCAGCAGAAACUCGUUAGUUGCAUUAAAAAUGUCGAAGAUGAAUUAAAUGAUUUGACCUACAAUAAGAAAAGUUUAGAAUACUUUUUUAAAUUUUUGAGCGAGACAGCUAUUCCAAACAAUUAUUGGAAAGCUUUAGCCAACACAACGCUGAUAAGUCAGUCGAUUUGCGUUGCAAUUGAGAAGUUUUACUCAAUAUACUCAAGAAAUGUUGAUAUUAUUGACUUUAAUGGAUCACAAAGUGAACUAAUUGGUGAAAUCUUACAAAAUCUUAAUAAUUCAAUGACUGUGACUGUCUACAAGAUGAAUAAUUCAAGAAAGGUCAUCGAAAGUCAGACAAUCUUGUUAUUUGAUAAGUUUGACAGUCUGAACAAUUUUAAUAUGCAAGAUGCAAUUGACAUAAAAUUCAUAAAUCCAAUUAGGCUGCUCGUCUACUGCGUAAAUUCAUCGGAAUUGGAAAUUUCCAGUCUAAAAACUGACCUCGUUACUCCACCUUACUAUUACUUCUUGAUUAUUGGAAAUUCCUCUAAGAUCAACCUUUGGACAUUUGAGAAUCAAAAGGAUUUGCUAGUUUGCCAUGAAAAUCAAACUUUAGUCAAAAUCAAUGAGUUUUCAUCCUCAAGUCUGACAUGGAAGAAUAACAAAAUAUUCCCAAACAAAUACAAGAACUUUCAUGGCUGCGUGAUGAACAUUGGAUUGAAUAUUUUGGGAAGUUUGGACAGAGCAAAUAUUAAUAUUGAUAAAGCAAGGAUAAAAGUGACAAAAGGACUUAAAAACAGUUUAUUGCUAAUUAUGGGCGAGCGAUUGAACUUUAUUCUGCACUCAUUUGAAUGCCUUGAUCCUAAAUGUUUAGAUCAGAUUGAUGCCAAUGAAUACUUAUAUAAUAUUAUGGUAACUCCAACAAUUGAUUCCCCACAGCUGCUUAUCCCUCCAGGUGACCUGUAUACAUCAAUUGAAAAGAUGCUGCUGCCAUUUGACACAGAAACAUGGAUUGGCUUACUUGCAGUCUUUGUAUCAGGAACUGUCACAAUUUCAAUCAUCAGUCAAUUUCCAGCAAGGAUUAGAGAAACUGUUUUUGGCAAAAAUAUCGGAAUUCCGAAUCUAAACUUUUUCCUAGCAUUUUUCGGAGAGGCUCAAAAAAGAUCACCAGAUGGAACAUUCGCAAGGAUCAUUUGGAUCUUCUUCAUCUUUUACUGUUUAGUCAUUCGAACGUGUUAUCAGGGAAAGUUGUUUGAAUUUACAACAACAGCUGUCAGAAAGCCAGAACAUAAGACACUCGAUGAUUUGAAAAACAGAAAUUUUACACUUUAUUUUAUGGAUGAAAAAUAUACGGAUAAGACUAUUGAGUUCGUUAAUAAUGGAAUGGGCCUCCACAUCGAAUUCAUUUCUGAGUUUAAAUAUUCAGACAUUUACCUGGAAAAUAUGACAGAUCCAUCAUUUACAGGAACGCUGUUUUCGAGUGAUCUUGAACAAGCAUUAAAUGCCUUCUACUUGGAUAUGCCAAUAUCAAAAAGAUUCAUCCCAACACCAUUUACAAAGUCUUACUAUGGCAUUGGAUUUCUAUAUCCAAAUUUAUGGAGUGAAAGAUUUAAUGAAAUCAUUUCGGACCUAAUAACUGGCGGAUUUGUGAAUUAUCACUUGGAGGAAAUGACACAGUCUAAAUGGAAUUUGAUGCCGUCAUCGUUUGAGCCUGAAAAUAUUGUUCUGAAUUUGCAUCAUCUCGGUUUUGGAUUUCAGAUUUGUUUAAUCUUUGCUUAUUUGUCGUUUGUGACAUUUUUGGCUGAACUUGGAUACUUUUGGUUCAAGAGCUUCUAUAAAAAUUAUGAGUAUAGUCGUGAGAAGAUAUGUAAGCACAGAAUUAUCAUGGUUUUAUCGGCUAAGACACCUAAAACAGUUGAAAGACAUCAAUUAAAACCUAAAUUCAGGUCUGCUCCAGCGACAAAAAUUAACAAACUUCAUGGAAGUUGCACCAUGAUUAAAUUUAUACAUUUAAUUUUAGUUUCAACAAAAGUUUUAGCGACAAUCCCCAGCACAACAUUGAUAAGUUUGUCAAUUUGUGGCAUAAUUGAGAAAUUCUACUCGAUAUACUCAAGAAAUGUUGAUAUUAUUGACUUUAAUGGAUCACAAAGUGAACUUGUUGGCGAAAUCUUACGAAAUCUCAAUAAUUCAAUGACUGUGACUGUUUACAAGCUGCAUGGUUCUAGAAGAAUAGUUGAGAAUCAGACAAUAUUGCUGUUUGACAACUUUGCAAGCUUAAAUGACUUCAAUAAUGCCGACCAAAUCGAUAUCAAAUAUAUAAAUCCAAUCAGAUUGCUUGUCUACUGCGUAAAUACAUCAGAGUUUGAAAUUUCCAGGUUGAAAACUGAUCUUGUCAUUCCACCUUAUUACUACUUCUUGACAUUUGGAUCAAACUCAAGAAUUAACCUUUGGACUUUCGAGAAUCGAAAUGAUUUAGAAGUUUGCCAUGAAAUACAAACUUUAAUCAAGAUCAAUGAGUUUUCAACCACAAACUUGUCAUGGAAACAUGAUCCAAUAUUUCCAAAAAAGUACAAAAAUUUUCAUGGCUGCUUGAUGAACAUCGGAAUGAAUGGUUUUAGCAGCUUUGAUAGAGCUUUUUUAGAUAAUAAUGGCAAUCAAAUGAUAGUCACAGCAGGACUUAAAAACAGAUUAUUAAUCAUUUUGGGAGUUCAACUGAAUUUCACUCUGAACUCAUUUCAAUGCUUACAUCCUGAAUGUUUAGAUCGAAAUGAAACAAAACCGUAUUUAUAUAAUAUUAUGUAUUUCAGUCCACAGCUGCUAAUCCCUCCUGGUGAUCUGUAUACAUCAAUUGAGAAGAUGCUGCUGCCAUUUGACACAGAAACAUGGAUUGGCUUAGUUGCAGUCUUUGUAUCAGGAACUGUCACAAUUUCAAUCAUCAGUCAAUUUCCAGCAAGGAUUAGAGAAACUGUUUUUGGCAAAAAUAUCGGAAUUCCGAAUCUUAACUUUUUCCUAGCAUUUUUCGGAGAAGCUCAAAAAAGAUCACCAGAUGGAACAUUCGCAAGGAUCAUUUGGAUCUUCUUCAUCUUUUACUGUCUAGUCAUUCGAACGUGUUAUCAAGGAAAGUUGUUUGAAUUUACAACAACUGCUGUUAGAAAGCCAGAAUACAAGACAUUGGACGAUUUGAAGAAUGAAAAUUUUACACUUUAUAUUUCAAAAGGAAAGCAUUCUGAUAAGACCAUCAAGUUUAUUGAUAGUGCAAUAGGCCUUCCCAUCGAGUAUGUCUCUGACUAUGAAUAUUCAGACAUUUACAUAGAUAACAUCUCAGAUCCUUCAUUUAAAGGAACACUAUUUUCCAGCGAUUUAGAGCACGCAAUGAAUGUUUAUUAUCUUAAUAUGCCAAUAGAGACUAGAUUCAUUCCAACACCAUUUACUAAGUCUUACUAUGCCAUUGGAUUUAUAUUUCCAAACCUAUGGAAUGAAAGGUUUAAAGAAAUCAUUUCGGACCUAAUAACAGGCGGAUUUGUGAAUUAUCAUUUGGAACUAAUGACAAAGUCGAAAUGGAAUAUGAUACGGACAUCCUUUGAGCCUGAAAAUAUUGUUCUUAAUUUGCAUCAUCUUGGUUUUGGAUUUCAAAUUUGUUUAAUCUUUGCUUAUUUGUCUUUUGUGACAUUUUUGGCUGAGAUUGGAUAUUUUUCGACAGUGCGGUAUUGGAGGAGACGAGCUUCAAGGCAUAAGAUCAUCAUGGUGUUAUCAGCCAGCAAGAAUCAAAAGUUUAAUUUGAACAAGAAUCAUUGUGAAAACUGUGCAGAACAAUUAAUUCAAAGUAAUAAACAAUCAGCUUUACUGUCUGAAGAUGAAAACUCAUCAGAUGACUCGAAUACAUCAGCGAAGAGUAUGUUAGGCAGAGCAUUUGGUAGGAGGGUUAAGCCUGAGUCUGUUCAGAACCUUGAAAACUUUGAUUUGUUGUGUAACACUAUUAGAUAG